AUGUGUCUGAGCCCCAUACACAGUGACAGCAGCAGCAAUGACAGUAUGGAUGAUUUUAUCUCAAGCUGCCAGAGCCUUUAUGAAUAUAGCAAUUCUGACAAGAAGGCAGGUGGUCAAAAGCAUUCGGCCUUCAAUCGAAGUUUGCUAAAAGAGCCCGCUCCAAAGCAGGGUCUGGUAAAACAGAGGGCAGGGGAACAGAAGAGGUUUCUCGGUGGUGAGAGCUUCUCUGGGUCCUCUCUGAAUGCACUUAGAGAAGAAAAGAAGGAUGUGUGUAAGGCAGAGACACCUCUGCGGCCCCAGGCCUUCUCCAGCAGCACUUUGCUCCGUGUGAGAGCGAAAGGGGUGCAGGCGCUGGCUGCUCCUUCACUGUUGGAGGACAGAGUGGAACGGAAGGCUCCCUGUCCCCUGGAACCCAAGAAAGGCCAGGCUGAGGUGUGUCAGCAGCGCCUCUCCUUCGGCCCGGAGGACUCCCUCGUUGUAUGUGGAGCCUUGUGGAUUCCAGGGGAGGGUGCAGAGCAGUGUUUAGACGGAGCCACAGGGGAGGUGUGGAACAUAGGAGACCCUUUACUCCAGUCCUCAGUUUGUCACUGUAGCACAGACCCACUCGUAGAAGUGUGUGAUGAGAGAAGUGAGGGAAAGGAGGAGGGGAAGGACAAGGGAGGCGGGAUUAGUUCAACCCAGGAGUGGCUGGUGGAGGAGGUAGCUGUGGAGACGAGCUAUGAGACUACUUUGCCUCUGCAGGUCCAGGUCAGGUCAGUGGUUGUGGUUCCCAACCUCCAGAUCAACAAUAGCAACAAACCAGCAACUCUUCAGUCUCCACCCAAACAGAAUGAGAGCAAAACCCCCCCCCAACCCAGAGAGGUCCAAAAGAAGACCCAUUUUCAACACAAAGAGAGCAACAAAAAAGAUAGGAAGGCCACCAUGUCACGGCCGGUGGUGUUUGACAGCGAGAAGCACUGGCAGCGUGAGAAGAGGGUCUACGUGGACUCAGUCACCCGUCACAUGAAGGAGAAUGUAGGGGUCGGACAAGGGGUGUUGACGGAGCUGCACAACCUGAUGGACCAUGUAGCACACCAGGGAGCAGGCUUUAAUGGCCAGCAAUGGCAGCACCCCUCGGACCUCACACGCAGGAAUUACAAAGUGCGUUUUGGCAAUGGGGUGUUAAAGUUCAGUUUGGACCAAUGGAGGUGUCAGAGCUACAUAAAGCAUCGGCGCUUUGCAACGGUGCCAAAGCUUUUCAAGAGGAAUACAAAAAAUUAGGUCAGAGAAAGGCAUGGCCAAACUGUUCUUAAGUUGUUUGAAAAUGUUUCUAAAUGUUAGCACUUAUGUCUCUUUUUUUAUGAAGACCCUGGCAAGAGCCUGUUAUAACAAAUUUAAAAAAAUAAUUGUGAAGAGGCCUGCAUUUGCCCAAAAUGUAUGAGUAUGGCAGGACUGGCACAACUGUUCUUAUCUUUACUGUUUAUUAUGUUUGUUUUCUUGCAUGCGUGAAAUGCUUUUUGGAAGUUGUAAUAUUAUGUUAAUGUUGAUUGCUGUGUGGCUUGCUAAAUAUUGCAGAUUAAGUCAUUAUAAUUAUUAUUUGUUUGUUUUGUUAUUGUGCUUUUUAA
Hypomesus transpacificus is the source of this 1604-nucleotide messenger RNA. RefSeq names its product S100P-binding protein-like. The transcript has 5 exons. Gene Ontology annotation, molecular function: calcium-dependent protein binding. The coding region runs from base 1 to 1260 and encodes 419 amino acids. Lineage: Eukaryota; Metazoa; Chordata; Actinopteri; Osmeriformes; Osmeridae. The record is from RefSeq and is a predicted model, not a curated record.